AUGCCCCUCAUUAGAUCUGACCUCCUGUUGCUGACCUGGCGUGUGACCCGACGAUUCUCUGCCUGCUCCCUUGUACCUUACCGUCCUCUACGUUACCAACUCGGCCUGUCUGACUUCGCACUUGCUCAGCCAUCCAUCCAUCCAUCCCAUCGGGGUCACCCGACCUCCUCACAUCUGGCUCUCCCUGGUUGGAGCCCCUGGCGAACACCCCUACCACUGACAGGUGUGCUCAGUAGUGGCGACCUGGUCUCGGGGUACUACAAGUCCAUCCCCACCAUCAGGGGCCCUGGUGAACAAGUACCCUGGGGCUUAGACUCAGCGCUCUGGGCACGCCUGACCAGUGGAGUGCUAGUGGUGCCGCUCGGCGGUCCCUCACAAUUUGUGAGGUCA
Messenger RNA from Staurois parvus, 390 nucleotides. The record is from the annotation of a GenBank genome assembly. NCBI's taxonomy places the organism in Eukaryota, Metazoa, Chordata, Amphibia, Anura, Ranidae.